Molecule: messenger RNA, 903 nt
Organism: Naegleria fowleri
Lineage: Eukaryota; Heterolobosea; Eutetramitea; Acrasida; Naegleriidae
Exons: 1
Coding region: 1-903 (300 amino acids)
Molecular function (GO): oxidoreductase activity
Source: RefSeq, a predicted model, not a curated record
AUGUCUCCACCCAACGACGACGCCUCAGCACCAUCAUCAUGUUCUGGUGAUGCAUGUGACUAUUCCCAUUGCGUACCAAAUACACAACAUUCUCAUCAUGUUCAACAAGAAACGUCAUGUUCAACAAUGAAUCAUCAUUCAACUCAACAACACAUUCACAUUGAAAUUAUUUCCGAUGUUGGAUGUCCAUUCUGUUUUCUCGGAAAGACACAACUUGAGAAGGCUCUAGAAUUACUGGGAGCCAAGUAUAUCAAUACUUCAAGUCCAAUCACAAACAUCACCUACUCGAUUGAAUGGAAACCUUUCUUAUUGAAUCCCUCAAUUCCUGCAGAAGGUCAAGAACGAGCCAGAUUCUUCAAAGUGAAAUUUGGCGUGGAAUUUAGUGAAGAAGAAAAGAAAAAUCCGUCAUUACUUUUGAAGGCCAUGCCCAUGUUGGCUCAUAUUGAACAAAUGGGCCAAGAUCUUGGAAUUACAACAAUGAAUGUCGCGAAUAUGAAUUUGCCCAUGAUUAACUCUCUGAAUGCACAUCGACUCAUGAAAUUAGUCGCAGAGAGGUAUCCACCACGAGAAUAUGACACUCAAAAUCAAGUUUCAGAACGCAUAUUCAGAUCGUAUUUCGAACAAGCUCUAGAUGUUUCCAAAGUGGAAGUGUUAAAACAAAUUGUAAAGGAUUGUCAUAUUGAAAAAGAUGUUACUGAAAACUUUUUCCUUGAGGACCCAUUAACGAACAGCGGUGAUCUCUAUUUGACUCAAGUGAAAGAUGAAGCAAGAAGAGCCAGCUUCUCAACAAAUGGAGUUCCUUAUUUCAAUUUUGUGAAUGUGACAAGAGGAGUGCGAACGAAUGGUUCAGGAGCCAUGGGAGUUCAAAAGUUCUUAAAAAUCUUGCAGUCUCUUGUGAAAUAA